Molecule: messenger RNA, 1519 nt
Organism: Homalodisca vitripennis (glassy-winged sharpshooter)
Lineage: Eukaryota; Metazoa; Arthropoda; Insecta; Hemiptera; Cicadellidae
Product: mycosubtilin synthase subunit C-like
Exons: 9
Source: RefSeq, a predicted model, not a curated record
CACAAUAUAUGUUGACAGAGUGACAAUGUCCACUCCAGGGGUUGACAUGUCUGACUAUGAACAACUGGGCUGCUUACAUGAUCUCUUUAUCAGGCAGGCUCAGAAGACACCAGGGAAGGUUGCAGUGGUUGACUGUGAUGGCUCACAAAUAACUUUUGAGGAACUAGACAGAAUGAGUGAUCUUUUAGCAAACAAACUUCACAGACUAGGACUUGGAAAGAACAAAGUUGGAGGUAUUUUAAUGGAACGUUCAUUAGAAUACACUGUUGCCUACCUCGGCAUUUUGAAAGCAGGAGGAGCUUAUUUACCAAUAGAAGUAUCAUGGCCAAAAACACUGCUAGAUUCAGUUCUGGAUGAUGUCAAUCCCUCUGUGAUAUGUACUAAAGAAGCACUUAGUGCUAGAAUAACUCACUCUGGAAUCCCUUUCUUUCUUUUGGAAGGAGAUUGGCUUCAACAGUUAAGACAUGAACAAAAAGAUCUUCCCAUGAAAUCUCCUGUAAAAUGUUCUCUAGAUGAUAUUGCUUAUGUUGUUUAUUCUUCAGGCACUACAGGGAAACCUAAAGGUAUACAAUGUCCUCACCGUGGAGCUGUUUUCUCUUUUACUUGGAGACAUCGUGCAUAUCCGUACAAUGAACAUGACAGAGAGGCAUGCAAUGUCUUCUUUGUUUGGGAAAUGUUGCGCCCUCUAGCUCAAGGUAUACCAAUGUACAUAAUUCCAGAUGACACCAUCUACGAUCCUCCAAAACUUGCACAAUUCAUCCUUAGAAAUAAAAUUACAAGAAUGCUGUUUACACCCUCCUUGCUUCAAGCAUUACUUGAAUAUAAAGGAGUAGAUCUUCAAAGGAGUUUGAAGUCAUUGAGACAAAUAGUAUAUUGUGGUGAGGUUUUAACAACAGUCCUAAGAAAUAAGGUGGCUGGUUUUCUGCCCUGGAUACAACAGCUCAACCUCUACAGUAUAUCCGAGUGCCAUGAUGUCUCAAACGCAGAUUUAUCAGAUCCACAGCUUGAUCUAAGUUCAAGACAGUUCUGUCCAGUUGGAAGAUUGUUAACUGGAGUUCAAGUGGUUGUUCUGGAUCAAGACCUCAAUAUUAAAUCGGUUGGAGAACCAGGAGAGAUUUAUGUUGGUGGACCUGGCCUUGCCAUCGGUUACCUUAACAGGCCUGAUCUGAACAAAGCGAAGUUCAUUGCUCGUCCUGCUCACGUGCCUCCAAGUGUCGGAGACCGGUUGUAUCGGACAGGAGACUGGGGCUAUCUGCUCAGUGACGGCAGCCUGGAAGUCUGUGGUCGAUGUGACACUAUGGUCAAGAUCAGAGGAUAUACUGUAGAGCUCGAGGCAGUGAAAACAAAUCUGAUGGACUUGCCUGGCAUAUUGUCUGCCUGUAUUCAGGCUUUUGGGCCUGAAGGAGAGGACAAAACAUUGGUAGCUUUUGUUACACCUCAGGAAAAUGUAACACUUUCAAAUCGGGAGCUGCGAUUACAACUGAAGAAAAGAUUGCCAUUUUAUAUGAUUCCUUCUAGA